This is a messenger RNA of Conger conger (European conger), 1074 nucleotides long. Its product is annotated as circumsporozoite protein. NCBI's taxonomy places the organism in Eukaryota, Metazoa, Chordata, Actinopteri, Anguilliformes, Congridae. The record is from RefSeq and is a predicted model, not a curated record. Bases 139 to 1074 code for a protein of 311 amino acids. The transcript is spliced from 3 exons.
CGCACAACAAACACAAACACACACACACACACACGCGCGCUCUCAAAGGAUUCAGUCAGGCUUUAUGGUCCACGCUCAGGUGCCUGACAUCACUUACCACAGAAGAAGAACAGGUGCGGAAAGGGAGGCCGCGGAGAGAUGAACUUGUACCGGAAUUUUGGGAGUAUGUUGGAGACCUGGGUGGUGACCACAGACCCCGACACGGAUCCUGAAGAGGGCUCCGACACGGAUCCUGAACAGGACCAUAACAGGGAUCCCAAACAGGACCACAACAGGGAUCCCAAACAGGACCCUGACACGGAUCCUAAACAGGACUACAACACGGAUCCCAAACAGGACCCUGACACGGAGGGUAACCGUGAAGAACAGAGGGUGGAAGGGCCAGGUGCGGAGGAAGGGCCAGGUGCGGAGGAAGGGCCAGGUGCGGAGGAAGGGCCAGGUGCGGAGGCGAUUCAGAGGUUUGAGUCGGAAGACUCAGGGUUUGAGACGGAGAACACGCCUUCCACCCCGGGGAGCCUGCAGGGCAGCUCCCCCCCCCUGAGGGUGCCGUCGGAGCGAGGGGGGGGGAGAGAUGGACGGGUUCCUCCACUGCUCUCCUCCCACUCCUUCUCCUGCUGCUCGCCGUUCGACCCUGGUGCUUCGAGCAUCAGCGUGGAACAGGCACUGCAGAGGGCAGCCCAAUCAGGCCCCCGCGGCCCCCGCGGCCCCCACAGGGCCACCCCUCCCCCCGUCAGGCCGCGCUGCCACUCCAUAAACACGGCCAGCGGCUCAGGUCAAAGGUCAGGGGUGAGAAAGGUCAUCCACCCCCCCUCCUCAGCGGAGCCCUGCAGUGCCCUGACGGACCCACAGCCCUGUCUCAGUAUUCACGAGACAAACUCCCAAUCACUCUGUGAGGAGGAGGCCAGCUCCCAGGCCCUCAGGGAGGGUCUCACACCUGAGCUGGGGCUCACACCUGGGCUGGGGCUCUCACCUGGGCUGGGGUACCUGGAGCAGGUGUGCAGGAUGCUGGAAGAGAUCGCCAGGCUGCAGCUCAGAAACCAGGAACUCCAAAGGGAGAGCGAGCAGGUACUGUGA